Messenger RNA from Suillus bovinus, 734 nucleotides. RefSeq lists its product as uncharacterized. NCBI's taxonomy places the organism in Eukaryota, Fungi, Basidiomycota, Agaricomycetes, Boletales, Suillaceae. The transcript is spliced from 10 exons. The record is from RefSeq and is a predicted model, not a curated record. The coding region runs from base 1 to 603 and encodes 200 amino acids.
AUGGGUACAUCGCAAGUUGAGAGCCUACUUUGCUCUCGCGCUUCACUUGCACUUGGAGUCUUCAAGCCUCAAGCGUAUGCCAUCAAUUCAAAUCGUCUCCUUCGUGUGCAGUAUGUUCAAAGUGAUGUUUGCCGUGGCAUGCUCAUACAUAUCCACUCAGUUACUCAUAUUGUAUGGGCUGCGCAUGUGGCAGAGAAGAAUGAGAUCUUUAAAGAAUUUUCGGCAGCAGGUAGCACGGUGAAUUUGUUGCAAACGCGCAAGGUAUACAAAAAUAUCGCUACUUUUGGAGUGGAGGGGAUCAGCACAUACAUUUCGAGUCUGUUGUACGGGUUCCUUCUCCCUCUCAACAACCAACCACGAUGCCAAAUCACAUUGGGAAGCGGUAUCGUAUGCCGAGAGGACGGCCCAAAGUCCACGCACCACUGCGAGAUUUGGACGACAGGCUUGACCAAGUUACAGAUUAAUACUCGCUCCUGCCAAACAGACGUCGAAUAUCUCAAAUUUGAAUGCCAUAUGAAAUUAGACGCCUAUGCGAUUGAAUCGGGUACCGCAAGCUUUGGGGAUGUGGCUUACCUUAUAAUUACCGUCGUUGCAUGUAUUUGAGUGAAGUAAAGGACCGAUGAAUAAUAGAUGGAUCCCCACUGUAUGUACGUCAUGCUGGAGUCGGUAUUCAAUAUUUAAUGCUGUAGUAAAGCCUUGCUAUAACCUGUAGGAGCGGUGUGGCGUCAGUUAAG